CGCUUCCCCGCCCCUUCCGGUUGUUCUCAUGGCGCGUGGCGGGGAGAGCAGUUUCAGCUUCUAGGGGCGAACCAAAGAGAGAAGGGGAGGAGCGCGAGGCGAAAUCCACUAUUUUCGUCAAGCCUUACUCCUCCCCUCCUCUCAGUACGAAGCUGCUAUUCUACUCGCACAGCGCCCAGCGUUUUUCGCCUCUGGAUGGGAGGAGCGGAACACAUCACGCACGCACGCACGCACGCACGCUGUAGUCUCGGCGCGAGGGACUCGACGCGGAGGAGAGGGCGCAAGACCUGCGUGCGCGUGCGUUCUGGCGUCCCGGGGCUAGGCUCGGCGAGGAGGUGACGGGUCUGAGGUUCGGCUAGGUAAGGGGGUUGGCGCUCAGCCAUCGGGUGCUGACCCCCGCCUUGGCCGCCUCCUCCUCCCUCCCCUAGCCACCGGUGAUCGGCGCCCUCUCCCCCCACCCCCCCGACUCACCCACACCCGUCGGAGGGAGGAGGACCUCUGUGCUGGAGCGAUGAGCGCCAACGAGGACCAGGAGAUGGAGUUGGAAGCAUUGCGUUCUAUUUAUGAAGGUGAUGAAAGUUUCCGAGAACUAAGUCCAGUUUCAUUUCAAUAUAGGAUAGGGGAAAAUGGUGAUCCCAAAGCCUUCUUAAUAGAAGUUUCUUGGACAGAAACAUAUCCACAAACAGCUCCAAUCAUAUCUAUGAAUGCUUUUUUCAACAACACCAUAUCAUCAGCCGUAAAGCAAAGUAUUCUGGCUAAAUUACAGGAAGAAGUUAAAGUUAAUCUUGGAACUGCUAUGACAUAUACAUUGUUUGAAUAUGCCAAGGACAAUAAAGAGCAAUUCAUGGAGAAUCAUCAUCCUGUCCAUUCUGUGACAUCAAUAAGCAAUAUUAUUUCAGUUGAAACUCCUAAUACAGCUCCCUCAAGUAAGAAAAAAGAUAAAAAAGAACAACUUUCAAAAACCCAGAAACGGAAACUAGCAGACAAAACAGAUCACAAAGGUGAACUUCCACGAGGCUGGAACUGGGUUGAUGUAGUUAAGGUAUGUUCCUUAAAUACAAAAUAUUUUAUUUCCUUAAUGUCAAUAGUUAUUGGUAUCAUAAUUAAACUUAUGUGA
Messenger RNA from Monodelphis domestica (gray short-tailed opossum), 1117 nucleotides. RefSeq names its product RWD domain containing 4 (gene RWDD4). The record is from RefSeq and is a predicted model, not a curated record. Gene Ontology annotation, molecular function: protein binding. Lineage: Eukaryota; Metazoa; Chordata; Mammalia; Didelphimorphia; Didelphidae.